Molecule: messenger RNA, 2585 nt
Organism: Botrytis byssoidea
Lineage: Eukaryota; Fungi; Ascomycota; Leotiomycetes; Helotiales; Sclerotiniaceae
Exons: 5
Coding region: 424-2193 (589 amino acids)
Source: RefSeq, a predicted model, not a curated record
AACCACAACGAGGCUUUUGUUUAGUGGCGGGAUACAGUACCGGUAGUAGGUAGAAUGCACUUUCCGGCUUUAGCGUCUUUCAACGUUCCCCUUCCGAAACAAAUACCUUACCCUUACCCCACGUGCCCCAGAAACUUCCCUGCGAUGUGCAAGAUGUCACCAGGAUGUAUUAUUUACCCCAGUCUUGAAAAGACGCCAUUGACAGUAAAAAUAUGCCGAAUGCCGGAAGUGUGGAUAGUUGAAUUCCAUCGGAUCAGGGAAAGAGUAUUGGAAAUAGUGGACGCUUUCCGUUCAUGGCUCGAACAUAGUUGAGCUUGCACCUUCGACUGGGGCUUCCUGGUUGGCAAUCACGUGGCAAUACAAUGUUUAUAUUAAAACAGAUUGUCAAGUCACCGAAAAUGUCCCCCAACCAACUUAUUCAAGAUGAUCGAUCCUUCAGAUGUAGUCACCAAUGGAAUUCCUCAGAUUAUCAAAGAUUCGGCAAUUGAGAAUCUUCGUCCACUCAGCGUAAUCGUCAUUGGAGCUGGCUUUUCUGGAAUUUAUUGCGGUGUUCGAAUACCCGAGAGACUUCGCAAUGUCAACCUAAAGAUCUAUGAGAGGAAUGCUGGAGUGGGAGGAACAUGGUACGAGAACAGAUAUCCAGGCUGUGCCUGCGAUGUCCCAUCACACUCUUAUCAGUAUACUUUUGCUCCAAAUCCAAAUUGGAGUAGCUUUUAUGCUCCUGCACCAGAAAUUCGACAAUAUUUGGAAGAUGUGGUCAGGAGGUUCUCGGUAGACAGGUUUAUCAAAUGUUCACACGAAGUUGUUGGUGCACAAUGGGACGACAAAAAGGCAAAAUGGAAGGUCCAAGUUGAGGAUAUCGAAACAGGAGAGACUUUUACUGAUGAGGCCGACAUUGUAAUCAGUGCCCGUGGUACCUUGAACAACAUAUCCUGGCCAACAAUCGAAGGAUUGUCUGACAUCAAGAUUCCUGUGAUGCAUUCUGCAGCCUGGGACAUGAACUAUGACUUUAAAAACAAACGAAUUGGCGUCAUAGGAGGUGGCAGCAGCGCGAUACAGAUCAUUCCUUCGCUGCAGAAAGUGUCUGGAACACAGCUGAGUUGCUUUAUCAGGAGCAAGACUUGGAUCUCUAGGCCGUUUGGUGACGUUGCAAUGGAGAGACUUGGAAUUAAAGAAACAUACUUCUCCGCAGAGCAGAAAGCACGGUUUGCAAACGAUCCAGAACACUAUUUGGAGUUUCGGACAAUGAUAGCACGUGACGCAAAUUCGGCACACGCUAUAACAUUAAAAGGCAGUAAAUAUCAAGAAACAGCGAGAGAUGAUUUCACAGAACUCAUGAAAGAAAGACUUGCAAAAAAGCCAGAGAUUUUUAAGGCGCUCCUACCAUCAUUCAGUGUAGGCUGUCGAAGACUAACGCCAGGACCUGGAUAUCUCGAAGCACUUGUAGAGGAUAACGUCAAUUUCAUUGACACGCCUAUUCUGAAAGCGAGCGCGAAUGGUCUGAUACUCAAGAAUGGUGAAGAAAGGGAACUGGACGUCCUUGUCUGUGCAACAGGUUUUCAAGCAUCCGCACCUCCUGUUUUUCCGGUCAUUGGACGAAACGGCCAGUCCAUGAAGGAGAAGUUUGAGCCAUGGGCUGAGACUUAUCUAUCUCUGGCUACUGAUGGAUUUCCAAACUACUUUAUGAUGCUAGGGCCCAAUGCUGCGAUUGGGACUGGCUCAUUGACGGCAAUGAUGGAGGUGACUGGCGACUAUAUCAUCAAAUGUAUUCGCAAGAUUCAGAAAGAAAAUAUCGCUAGAAUGGAAGUACAAAAGCGAAGAGUCCAGGAUUUCUCGAGGGUCAUUGAUCACUAUUUUCAAAAGACUGUCUACGUUGAUGACUGUAGUAGUUGGUAUCGGAGCAAUGGAGGGAAGGGGGAUCGGGUUACUGGUCUCUGGCCGGGAAGUACGUUGCACGCGAUGGAAUGUCUACGAUCGCCAAGAUGGGAAGAUUUCGACUAUGUAUAUGAAGGAGAGAAUGACGGAGAAGAGUGCAAUAGGUUAGCUUGGCUUGGAAAUGGCUGGUCUAUCACGCAGACUGAUUCACAAGAAGGCGAGCUGGCUCACUUCUUGCAACCAGGCAUGGUUGACAUACCUGCCGAGCCAUUUCCCGAGGAAACCAGCAUAUUCGAGAUGAGGCCGUUUUCUUACUAGUUUUAUGUUAAAGUUGUGUAGAUUUAUGGAGAUACAGCUUGGAAAGAAGUAUUCAGAAGCUCAUCGUAUGACCUAGUGAUAUAAACGAGUUUCUCGAUGCCCAUGAGGUCAAUCUCCGACAUACACUCAACGAUCCAAUUUCGUUCGGGUGAUCGUUAUCACCGGGGGUGGGCUAGUCAUUAUCCCGUCUAGAAGAACUUGUUUGGUUAAUAACUUAGUGUGCAGAUAUAAACAGCCCACUGACACCUUGAUAAAGCUCCUUCAGCCUUUUCUUUUCUCGCUACCGUACGCAUAUGAUUUCACCAAACACAACAUCUUUUUGAUUCGCAUUAUAAUCAAAUUAAUAAAGUUAUUAUAAAUUGAAAUAUAACGUUUAGGUGUCUUUAAAGAAG